Messenger RNA from Ceratina calcarata, 5517 nucleotides. RefSeq names its product cilia- and flagella-associated protein 44. The record is from RefSeq and is a predicted model, not a curated record. The transcript has 24 exons. The coding region runs from base 4 to 5439 and encodes 1811 amino acids. Gene Ontology annotation, molecular function: protein binding. NCBI's taxonomy places the organism in Eukaryota, Metazoa, Arthropoda, Insecta, Hymenoptera, Apidae.
ACGAUGAUCGGAUUAGAAAAUUUUGAUUCGAACGAAGGCGCCGAGGGGGAAGACUGGGAAUUCGACGAUGAAUAUUCACCACAGGAACAAGACAGCUUGAAACUCGACGAGAAGAAAGAAUUUGCUCUGGGAGACAAAUAUUAUUCGUCCAUAACUAGGAAACCGGAAGAUGCAACGAUAUCCCAAGAGUUUUUGGAAUUCUUUCAUUCGUACGGAUACGAUUGUCGAAAGUAUUUCAAUCUUUGCGUAAUCGAUCCGCAGACUAUCGCCUUUGCUGCCAGCAAUUUGAUCCAGUUCGUCGACUUCGAAGAGAAUAAAGUCUGGUUCAAAAUAGGCUCCAAGGGCAAUGGUAUCGGGCACAUGACGAAAAAUCCUGUGCAUCAACAUAUCGCUGUUGGAGCGAACGAGACGAAUCCGACCAUAACUAUUUACAAUUGGCCCCUUAUGCAAACGAUAACUGCAUUAAAAGGCGGAACGACCAAACGAUAUUUCCAUUUAGCCUACAGUCCGGACGGAUCGCUACUAGCAUCGCAAGGAGGCGAGCCAGAUUAUUUCAUUUCCCUUUGGAAUUGGAGACGGUCCACGAUUAUUCUACAAUGUAAAUCUCACGUUCACGACGUGUACAACGUAACUUUCUCUAAAUACGUUCCCGGCCAGUUGACCACCAGCGGCGUAGGACACAUCAAAUUUUGGAAAAUGUCGAGGACCUUCACGGGAUUGAAGCUGAAAGGCGAAAUUGGCAAAUUCGGGAAUACGGAAAUCUCUGAUAUCAUCGCUAUUCAUCCUAUGCCAGACGAGACUGUAAUCUCCGGUUGCGAGUGGGGUAAUAUGUUCCUGUGGGACGAGAGUCUGAUCAAACUCGAGACGUGUAGAAGAAACAAAGAAAAAUCGCACGCAGAAUGCAUCACUCAAUUCGAAUAUAUUAGCGGAGAACUUAUAUCAGUUGGUAACGAUAAAAAAGAAAAAAGAUAUUUCGCGAUACGACGCGUUAAUAUCGCGUGUGAUGUGUGUGUGUGUGUGGCGAUUACAGGAUCCGAUGGAUGGAUACGAUUCUGGUUUUACGACACGAUAGAUCACGCUGAUCUAGCCGACGAUGAACAAUAUUUGGAGAUCCAACCGAUAUACGAGUUUGAAAUCGCUGACGAAGAAGAGCACCGCGCCAUGCUCAUGUGCAUUCGAAAGCAGGAGCCUGACAAACCAGAAAAGACGCACUGGUACGCCCAAGAUGGAAACGGUGGACUCUGGUUACUCGAUCUCUGCACUAGUAAAAAAGAACAGGAACAGAAGAAAAUUUUUACAUGCCAUGCCGGUCCCGUGGUCGAUAUGGACACCGCCGACUGGGGACCGUUUGUAGCGACGUUGGAUAGUUAUGGAAAUUUGCAUAUUUAUGAUUACAUCGGCAAGAAGUUGAUCUUGAUUCACAAAUUUCGUGACAGGGGAAGUCAGGUGGUCUGGCUUCCAUGCGAGGUCGAGAGAACUGGUACGACGCUCGUGUGCGGUUUUGAGAACGGUAUCAUUAGGAUGAUCUCGGUGGAUGUGAAACCAGCGAGUGUGAACGAUGUAAAACGAAAUUGCACGACGCUGAUUCAAGUCAUAAAACCGCAUUCAGAACGAAUCAACGUAAUGUCAUUGAAUGAAUCUCGUAGUCUACUAGUGACAGGUAGCAACGACGCUACCAUUUUCGUAUUAAAGAUCGACACUCCCGAGCAUUAUCCCACGAUCCUACCCAUAGGCUACGUAAAGGUUCCGUCGUCCGUCUCUUGCGUGUCAUGGUGGAACCCUCGAGAAGAAGCAACUUUGUUAAUUGGAUGUUUGAAAGGAGAUUUCGUCGAAGUAAAAUUACCCACAGAGCCACAGCCGUAUACAAAGACGACUUACGAGCUUGUCAAGUGCAAACCCGUAUCGUUUAAAUUCGAAUCGGUAAAAUCGUCCAUCGAAAGGGAGGCUGUAAGAAUUAGGCACGAAGAAGAGAUGGAACGGCUGAUCGAGGAGAAGAGAAAAGAAAUGGAGCAAUUAAUGGCCGAGAAUCCGCAUAUCAUAAUCGACGAGGAAACGUUUCUUAUGGACAUCGAGGAGAGGGAGAUGGUACUACCAGAAAUUUAUAUUCCAGAAGUUCCGAAUAAAGUUUUACAAGCGCAAUACAGCGUCGACGGAGGAGACGUUUGGCUGUUUAUGGGUGGCUUUGACGCAGGAUACGUUUACGAGUAUCCGCGUCCGUUAUCUGGCAAAUUAAAACACGGCAAACCUGUGAACAGUAGGAUAAUCGAAUGUGCGAAAGAUACAGAGAUACACAAUUUCUUUUUCGACGAGAACAGGGAAUACAUGUUCCUGGGAACGGAGCACGGAGAGCUUCACGUCGUAAAAGUGAAGAAACGGGAUCCGUUAGAUUUCUCAAACUGUUUGAUCGUACCGAUACAUGAUUAUUACAAUGGUCACAUGUCGAAAAUAUUGUUGAGCUACGAUAGGAAAAUGCUGAUAACGUGCGGUCGCGACGGAAAUAUAUUCUCGUUUAAAGUGAACGAAGAGUCGAUUCACGGAGAGCACGAUGAUCCGCCGACCACGUUGGAUUCUCUCUACUUGCCUCAAAAGGUCGAGGACAUCGAGGAUGUCGAUCAUCCGAAUUUAGAAGAGGUGAUCACUCGAACAGAACGCAACAGAAUCAUGGCGCUUGCAAGGAAGAGGAAGAAGCAAGUGCUCGAUGUGAUACGUGAUUUGACUGAAGAAUAUACCAAGAUCACGACCAGGAACAAGUAUCUUCUUCGCUCUCAACAAAUAUCGCAAUUCGAGCUAGACCCGAGGAUAGUGGAAGACUUGGAACAACAACUAAAAUCGCAUAAAACGUUGACGCAGCAAAAGCUCGAGUUCAAAGUGGAAAAGAGCAAAAUGCAAUUAGAGAAGCUGACGAACCAUUUCGUCACGCCUGUCACUCGUCUGCCGUUCGCGGUCUACGGUAUACUAAACGAAGAGAGGUUGGUACAUUCUGUGAGAGAACUGAAGCUGGACACCGACAGCAUCUCCAGAUGUGUGGAGAUGUUGAAACGCCAAGAGAGGCGAGAGAAAACAGGCAGGGUGGAAGAGGGAGGAGUUGCAGCUGAAGAAGAAGAAGAAGAAGAAAAAGAAGAAGAAAAAGAAGCGAAACCCGAGCUCGAAAUGAAGCAAAUCGAGUAUUUGGAAGGAUUGCUAGCCGAAGAUUUCAGUGAUUUAACCACUGGACUAGGAUUGCAAAUCAAUCAGACGUUGGCAAAAUAUAAAGAGAGUAAGGCGAGGUUGACUCGGCGGCGAAACGAGUGGAAAAAAUUGCACGAAAAGAAACCGAACUUGGCCAAGAGUCGUGCAAAAGACGAAGCUACCCUCGAAACAGCCAAGGAGACGAUCGGCGAAUUUCAUUUGAAGAUAAACCAAGAGUUGAGUUCAACGAGGAAAAAAGAGACGGCAGCCACGAAAUACAAAGAAUUUGUAAAUUGUAGGACCAAGGUUCAUAAUUUACGAGAAGGCUACAAUUCGAGAUUGAAAGCGAUCGCAGUGGAGAAAGAGAGGCUGCAGAAGGAAAUCGUUAAACUGACUGAAGUCCUGAAGAGAAUUCACAUCGAGGUACCGCUGAAGCACAUAAGACCCUCGCCACAGCCACCUAAACUGGACGUCGACGUAGAGUUUCCUGAACACAAUCUCGAGCUUGGAAAAUACGUGUCGAUGUCGGAGAAAAUGGAACAAGUGAAACGACAGAGGCAAUCGUUGAUCGUCGAUCAAUUGAUAGAUCAUUCCGAUUUAGAAUACGAAGCGUUAUACUGCGACGACAAAGGUGUUCGAGAAGAGCAAGAGAGUGUUCAUAGCAUCGUAAUCUCUUCGAAAACGAAGAUAAAAGAUCAUCCGUCUAUAGCUGCGGAUGUGUUGCGGAGUCUGAACGUAAGCGACUCGGUUCAAACACCGUGGGAACGUGACGCGAAACGUUCGCGACUGUGGCGGAGAACGUACGAACAAGAUUGUGUUCUGCGGUACAUCGAGUCUAGCUACGAGAAACUGGAAAACGAAUUAGACGAAUUGGAAGAGUAUCGAUUGGACGUUAUUUAUCAAAGCACGUACAUGAAUCUGAAUCUGCUGACUCUGUACGAAGAGUUUAUUAUCCUGAGAGAAUCCGAAACGACGGAGCUCGCGCUCGAGGAUAAAGUGAAUCAAAGAUCGAACGAACGUUCAACAAUGAUGCAUAAGAUACAAGCUACGAACGUUCACAUCGCCGCGAGAGAGGAAGAGAUUCGUAGAUUGCAAGUUAAAAUUAAAGACACCACCGCCGAGUUCGCGAAAGCUGUAGCCGACGACAAAUUUCACGACUUCUUACAAAAGAUAUACAAGAGGAAAUAUACGGCAGCGAAAAGACAAAAUGACGAAUCGGAUUCGGCUACGCAAUCUUCGGAUACUAGCACCGAGGAGUCGGACGGCACAAUAGAUACGGAAGCCGAGUACAUCCCAUUCGAUGAAAAUGUUUGCCCGCCGGGAUGCGAGAAAGAGUUAUACGACAUGGCAUUCUCUACGAGGGAAAAACGAUACGCGUACGAGUUUCGAAUUAAGGAGGAACAGAGGGAGAUAGAAAUGUUGCAGAAAGAAUUGGACACCGACUCGAAGCAUUUACGAAUCAUCGAGAACAACGUGAAGAGCAGCGAAGAGGAACUGCAAAUUUUCGUGCUAGAUAAACAAAAGAAGCUGAACGACAUUAACGUGACGGUCGUAUUGAAAAUUCAUCAGCUGCAGCACACGUCGGAUUCUGGCUCCGUUACGGACAUUCACAAUUGUGUACUUUUUAAUAGAAAAGAAUUGGCGAAAUUGUACGCCAGAGUGGGAGAACUGCAGGAAGAGACGUUCAACUUGGAAGACAAGCGCAAGAAAAGCGAAAUUCAUUUGAAACGAAUAAAAUACGAUUUAAAAUAUAUGCAGACUCAAAACGGAAAAUUAGAAGGAGAUAUAAAGGAGAAAAUGAUACAAAAGCUUGGUCAAAGAGUUUCUCUGAUCAAUCUCUAUGAGACGAUUUUGCAGAGAUUGAUUUAUGAUACUAAAACAGACGUUCAGAGUCUCAUGAAGAACUAUGCCAAGAAAAUAAAAGAUAUAAAGUGGGACUACAACGAGGGAUUGGGCGUGCUAAAAAAUUUAAUUCGCGAGAACACCGAGAAACUGAGCCUGCUGACAGUAUUGGAAAAAGAAAAAUAUAAACUGACCAAAAUCUUGGAACAGCCUCUCGUCUCAGAGGAGAGUAUGGUCCAAAUAGAAAUGGAGCAUAAAGCCGACAUUGCUGUGCUUCAAAAUAUUCUUUACGACAAAAUGCAACAGAAGCAGAUGCUCCAAUACGACAUACAAAGUCUAAAGACAGGGGGCAAAGCGAGAAAAUUGCCGCCGAUUUGUUUGGAACAAAGCGACAGUUAUGAAUCGUGUAAUUCCAGAUUCGCAUACUAGACCUCUAGUAUCUGUUAUAAUUCCAGUGUAAGUGGCAUGUACUUUUAUGAGUUUCAAUAAACAACGUAUUGUAAUAUA